This is a messenger RNA of Cricetulus griseus (Chinese hamster), 4567 nucleotides long. NCBI's taxonomy places the organism in Eukaryota, Metazoa, Chordata, Mammalia, Rodentia, Cricetidae. The record is from RefSeq and is a predicted model, not a curated record.
CUCCUCCCGGAGACCGCGCCGAGGAGUCGCCGCCCCGGCCCCGCCGCCGGGACAGUACCCCGAGGCCGCGGCCGCAGCGCCGAGUUCUCCCGCAGUCUGUCCGGAGCAUGGGGUGCUGACAGCCAUGGAGGGCUACCGGGGCUUCCUGGGGCUGCUGGUGUCCGCGCUGCUCGUGGGCUUCCUGUCGGUGAUCUUCGUGCUCGUCUGGGUCCUGCACUACCGAGAGGGGCUUGGCUGGGACGGCGGCGCGCUCGAGUUUAACUGGCACCCGGUGCUCGCGGUGACCGGCUUCGUCUUCAUCCAGGGCAUCGCCAUCAUCGUGUACAGAUUGCCAUGGACCUGGAAGUGCAGCAAGUUCCUGAUGAAGUCCAUCCAUGCGGGGUUAAACGCUGUGGCUGCCGUCCUCGCCAUCAUCUCCGUAGUGGCCGUGUUUGAUUACCACAAUGUCCGAAGUAUCCCCCAUAUGUACAGUCUGCACAGCUGGGUUGGACUGACGGCUGUCAUACUCUAUGUCCAACAGCUUGUCCUAGGCUUUUUGAUCUUUCUGCUUCCAUGGGCUCCGCUGUCUCUCCGGGCCGUCGUCAUGCCCAUACAUGUAUAUUCUGGACUUCUCCUCUUCGGAACAGUGAUUGCUACAGUCCUCAUGGGAGUGACAGAGAAGCUGUUUUUUGUCCUGAAAAAUCCUUCAUACCAUUCAUUCCCACCAGAGGGUGUUUUCACAAAUACCCUGGGCCUUCUGAUUCUGGUAUUUGGAGCCCUCAUCUUCUGGAUUGUCACCAGACCACAGUGGAAACGUCCCAGAGAACCCGGCUCUAUCCUUCUUCAGCCAAAUGGAGGCGCAGAGGGAAUGCAAGGCGCCAUGGCAAUAAGCUCCAGCCACAGCCCAGACUCAGCAGAAGCAGAGUUAAGCACCGAGGGGGCAGCCAGGAAAAGAACCCUUGGCAGCCUUGAUGAUGCUGGCCAGAGAUCCACCAUGUGACAUGGACAGCCAUGUUAACUUCUCUUCCAAAGUCAGACCUACCAUUCAGCUUCUCCUGCCUAGUCAUAGGCAAUUUGGGUUCAUAGUGCCAAUAUAUAUUGUGGUCACCAGGGAGGAUUUCCUGAGAGCGAUUAUAUUGUGAGGCCUGUGAGCUUGCCAAAUGUAAAAGGACAUGAUCAAUGUAAGUUGUGAUUGUUUCCUUUGUAUUCUUGAGCACCCGAGCAUUGGAUGCACCUGCCAGCGGCUUGUUUGCUGAGCUCACCCUUGGCCUCUGGCUAUGCCCCAUUAAUUCAGCAAUUUCAGAACGAGGUAGAACCAGUCCUAACUUUUAAAAUAAGAUCACAAAUACCUGGAACAAUGUUUGGAUCCUUAUGCCACACAACUGUUGUGAGUAAAACUUGUGGGGGGGAGCGGCACUUUAGGAAAAUAAUUAGUUCCCUUUUCCUCAUGGUGGCCUCUGAUCCCUCUCCAGCUAAUUAGGGCUCACCUGGGCCCUGAACAUGAGUGUAUUCAUGAGGGUGUUUUGGAGCAGUUGCUGGGUCAAAGACAGCUAAAGAGAUCUCUGGUGAGACCUGGAAGAUUUUCUUACACACAGCCCAGUGCCUAGACUCCCAGGAGCUGGUUACUUCACAGUUCAGCUGAACUUCAAGCAAUGCAAACACGCCUGUGCUCAAGCUUUGCAUCCACACACCGUGACGAACACUUUCUAUCAAGUUUCUGUUUUAUUUUCCAAAGUGCUGCCCUGGCUCUUACUAUGUGCCAGCACUCUCCUACUAGGCACUUUACAAAUAAACUAGCUCCUUCAGUCUCCAGACAGACGCUGUAGACAGGUACUGUUACUAGCCCCGUUUUUAAGUGAGAGAUCUGAAGCUUGGAAAGGUUAGUAACUUGGCCCAACAUCACAUAACUCUUAAGCUGAUGGAACUGACAUUCAGAUCCCAGCAGUCUGGCUCCCCUGUCUGUGAUCCUACAUUUCACUAUGCUCCUUUCCCAUUUAUACUUCUUGGCAGCACUGUGCUCCACCCCUGAAUAAAGCCGCUGAGUGGAGUUGUUACAGGACGCUGCCUUGCCCUUGGUCCUCUUCCAAGGGGACCCUUUACAGGGUGGGAAAGGCGCCAUAAAGUCUUAUAUGAAGACCUUGGGGCCUCAGCCACUGCCAGCAAGCCAAAGCCUGCCUCGAUGUCCUUUUAAUCUUAACAGAGCAUCUAUCUGUCUUGCUGAUAAGAAGAUCUGGGCUAGGACAGGCACAGCCUUCAACAUUGAGUGUUCGUUCCUCACAGUCUUAGCUGCUGUCUUUCCCGGGGGCCAUAGGCAGUUUCUUUCCUGAUUUUUGUUCUUAGUAGAGGACUGAGAUUCAGUGACCAGACUUCUGUCUCAGCUCUGAGGAAAACCUGCAGUAGUAACUGGGGAAAUGACGAUUCAUGGAGAUUGGUAGAUUUUUUUUCUCUCUGUUUUCUAAUUUAAACACUUGGGCAUGGAUAUGUGAGCCUAUAGUUCCGGCUGCUUGAGAAACUAAUGUUCAAGGAUCAGUUCAAAGCCAGCCUAGGCAUCAUAGUGAACCCUUCUCUUGGGUUUUUGAUGGAGUCUCUAGAAACCCAAGUUGGCCUUCCUCUUUGUGUAACCAAAGGUGACUUGAACAUGUAGCCUUUCUUGCCUUCACUCUCCAAAUGCUGGAUUACAGGCAUGUGCCACCAGCCACCAGCCACCAGCCACCAGCCACCAGCUACCACGUCUUAGCACAGCUCUGUCUUUUAAAUAAAAAACAAAGACAAAACAAAACACAAGAAUUUCAAUGCGGAGAAAAAAACUUAUAGUUUACAGCAAAAUAUACUGAUAUGUAGUGAAAAUCCUUUAAGGUAAUAUGAUUAUUUUCAUAGCCAGGUGUCGUUCCAGUGAUUCCACACUCAGGAGGCAGAGUCAGGUGGAUCUCUGAAUUCAAGGCCAGCCUGGUCUACAGAAUGAGUUCCAGGACAGCCAGGGCUGUUUCACAGAGAAACCCUGUCUCAAAAAACAAAACAGAAAUAUGGUUAUUUCCAAAGACUGUACAACUCAGUCUAUCAGAACUCUUAAACUUCAUAACAAUUCAGAAUUCCCUCAAUGCAUCAUUGCUUUCUUCUUAUUUAAUUAAUUCUAUUUCCAAAAUCAGUUAACAGCAUCAGAAGGACUAUGAGGGACCAACUCAAGGUCACUCUUCAGCUAGAUAGAGAGUUCAGGCCAGCCUGGGAUACAUGAUACCUAUCUCAGAAGUCCAAUAAAUAAAUAAAGAUCCUAUGUGUGCUAAGUAAGAGUAAUUGCAUGCUUACACCAAACAGUUUGCUAAAUGAUGACUCACCAUAAAAAACUGGGCCAAAUCCUGGGGUUAUUUUGGGGGGAGAAUAGGAGGCUCACAACUGAGCCCCAAGAAUCAUGGCUACCUUUCCUUUCCUCAUAGGCCCACAGAGGCUAUCAGUGCAAGGCUAAUUAUGUGGCACUAUAAUAGCUCCAUUGCAAGUAUUAGAGCACCCCUCAUUUCAGCCCUCUAUUUUCUCUCAAGUGGGCUAAUGUGAGGGUAAUAUUAUAGGUACUUCUUUUCUUUCUUCUCCAGCUUUUAUGAAAGGAUGCAUAGCACAAUGUAUCGGAAAGAUCUUUCUAUUUGAGACUCUUCUUUUAAUGGGCUCUUUAUUACAAUGAUAAUUAUACCUUUAUCUUUCAAAAGCCGAUGUUUCCUGCCUAAAGCAUCUCCCCCCAAAAAUAUCACAUUAAAAAGUCUGCAAAGAAUAGGGGAGAAGAGAGCCUUGGGUAUCAAUUCCAAACAGUGAUUGAAACCUCCCCAAAUAAUUAUAGCUUGUAUCCUCUACAGAGAUUAUCUGGCUUGGCUUACCCCAUAAUCUAAUUUCAGGAAAGAAAGCUUUAUUUCAACACUGAUCUAUGUCAACAUGAAAGCCUUCUCUUUCCCAGAGCUUGGCGAGAAAUUGAAUAUACUAUGUUGAAUUAAUGUCAUCAAAAGCAUACAGCUUUCCUGUGCUCCUGUCAAACCAAGCCCACCCUCCACUGCACUUUCUCCCCGUUAGCAGUGCGGUUUUCUUUGAAUCUGUGCACUUAGAAUGGAAUGAUAGAUUAAGGCAAGCAUACUUUUUAAGGACUGGUGACAAGUAGUUUCUGUUUUCUAAAGGACAACAGCAUAAAUUGUAUGUCUCAUUUUAAUUAAGCUUUCUUCCCUACGGAGCUGGAAGUCCCAGUGCACAUUCAUUGACCAUGGCUUCACAUGGGAAAUGCAAAGGAGGAAGUUAUGCCUUAUGCCAACUUUACUUGUAAUGUGAUGGAUUAUUUAGCUUUAGAUGUCCAUCUUUUUUUUUUUUGUAACUUCAACAGGAAACUACUAUAACUUCUAGGUCUAAAAGUAAUGUAGAGGAGAAAAUGACUGUUCUUCAUCUAUGGGCUAGCUACCUGAACACUUUAAGUGGGAAAUAAUUCUAUCUAUAAAUUUGUCCUUGUAUCUCAGGACAUUGAUGGAAAAGUAUUAUCUUGACUAUUUUAUAAUUUUUAGGGAAUAUAUGCAUCUAUUUUUCUUGACCUUUAAUAUAGCAAUAAAAAGCGACUUUUAAGCUU